Molecule: messenger RNA, 1818 nt
Organism: Myotis davidii
Lineage: Eukaryota; Metazoa; Chordata; Mammalia; Chiroptera; Vespertilionidae
Gene: NKD2
Product: naked cuticle homolog 2 (Drosophila)
Exons: 12
Biological process (GO): negative regulation of Wnt signaling pathway
Cellular component (GO): cytoplasm
Source: RefSeq, a predicted model, not a curated record
AUGAGCUCCCAAAUUCAACAGAAUUAUUCCACCGUGGUGGAGGCUGUGGUCAACAGCCUGGCCGACCUGCAUCUGCCAGCUGCCCACACCUACCUCUCUCUGGGCUUCUAUUUCAAUCUCCACGAUGAGGAUGUGGCAUUCCAGGGCGUGGGUCACUUCUUCUGUGAUUUGGGGGAGAAGAAGCGCGAGGGUGCUGAGCAUCUCUUACAGGUGCAAAGCCAGCGCGGUGGCUGCAUUCUCUUCCAGGACGUGCUAAAGCCGUCCCAAGCCUCCUCCCCACCCCCAGCAGACUUCUCCGGGAUCUGCGUCAAGCCCACGGCUUUGGAUGCACCCAGUGCUAAGGACUUGCAAAUCUUUGACUUCUCUCCCCCACCAGGCACCAGUGAUUUCCAUGGAACAAGGGAUGGGCACCAGGGUCUUCCUUCCAGACAGGCAACACCGCGGGUCCUCUGUGCGUCUGCAUUUGCUCACCAGAAACCCAAGCCGUGGAUUGGGGCCAGCGGAGUGCUGGUUCCUACCAAGAUGGUGGUGAGCUCGGCUCCGGCAGUUCUGGCUGAAGACUCCCUGGAACAAGGGCUCCAGAGAAUGACAAAAACCGCCAACAUCCGCACUACCCCCAGCAAAGACGCGGGCCUUGAGAAACCCCAGGGAGAAGGGCAGGAGGUAGUGAGGGUCCUGGUGAUGGUGGGGGCUGGCUACAUCAGUGAGCUGGAGAGGCCCAGUUCCAUGAAGCAGAAGGAGGUGGGCGAGGCCUGGGCAGACUCGAGUGGCCGCAAAGGCACCGUGGAGGCGGAGCGGCGCGGCGGCGUGGAGCACCGCGCGCGGGACAAGCAGGAGCUUCACAGUGGGGACCCCAAGGAGGGACCUUUCCGGGAGGACCAGUGUCCUCUAGAGGUGGCACUGCCCCCUGAGAAGGCUGAGGGUCGAGAGGGUCCCGGACAGCUCUUCAGUACAGAUGAUGUGGAAAGAGCGGCAAACCGCGAAGGUCCACGAGGCCUGGGCAAGAAGCGCCUGAACAUCGACGCGCUCCAGUGCGACGUCUCGGUGGAGGAGGACAACCGCCAGGAGUGGACCUUCACGCUCUACGGCUUCGACAACAGUGGGAAGGCCACCAGGGAGGACAUGUCCAGCCUGAUGCACACCAUCUACGAGGUCGUCGACGCCUCCGUCAACCACUCCUCCGGCAGCAGCAAGACCCUCCGAGUGAAGCUGACCGUCAGCCCCGAGCCCUCCAGCAAAAGGAGGGAGGGUCUCCCCGCCAGCCAGGACCGGGAACCCACUCGCUGCAGGACGGAGGGCGAGGUCUUUGAGGACCCCAGGGUGGCUGACAGGAGGCUGUCUGCUCACAUCAGGAGGCCCAAUGCUGACUCCCACCCCUGCCCCGUGAGGGGGCUGUACUGCGUGGAUGAGAACACUGAGCGGAGAAACCACUACCUGGACCUGGCCGGAAUAGAGAACUACACGUCUAAAUUCGGACCUGGGUCCCCACCAGCACAGGCCAAGCAGGAGCACCAGGGCAAGGCCUCACACCCCCCGAGCAGGUCUCGCUCCCAGGAGUCAGAUGCACACACUGUGCACAACCGCAGGUCCCAGGUGCUGGCUGACCAUGUCCUGCUGGCCGGCGACCCCACUGCCCGGGCCCUGGACGUGCAGCCCCGGCUGAAGGGGCAGGAAAAGCAGUUCCUCAAGUCCCCCAAGGGCGCGGGCAGGCCACCUGGGGUGCCCAGUGGGGGCGUGCCCAUUGGGGGCAUGCCAGGUGGGGGCAAGCCCGGGAGGGCUUUCAGCUACCACCCACCGGCUGCCUUGCCCCAGGCCCCC